AUGGCGAACCUCAGAGCAGCCUGCAGAGCGCCUUUGCGCCAGCUCACUUCCCGCUCCACAGCUUCAAUUGCCACCAACCAUGCAAGAAUACAGAGGCAACAAUGGCGGGGCUAUGCGACGAGUAUGGAUGCACAGCAGAAGAUUCUCUCCCAGGAUCUUGAGCAGGCCGAUCCUACCGUCUACCAGAUCAUCAACAGGGAGAAGAACCGCCAGAAGCACUUCAUAAACCUGAUUCCUUCUGAAAACUUCACAUCACAAGCUGUGCUCGAUGCGCUCGGCAGUGUUAUGCAAAACAAGUACUCGGAAGGAUACCCGGGCGCGCGAUACUAUGGAGGAAACGAGCACAUUGACGAGGCCGAGCGUCUAUGCCAACAGAGAGCGCUCAAGGCAUUCGGUUUGAGCCCGGAGGAGUGGGGUGUCAACGUCCAGCCCCUCUCCGGAUCGCCCGCAAAUCUCUACGCCUACUCCGCCGUUCUCAACACCCACGACCGCAUCCUCAGUCUCGACCUUCCCCAUGGCGGCCACCUGUCGCACGGCUACCAAACACCUACCAAGAAGAUCUCCGCCGUAUCCAAAUACUACGAAACCCUCCCAUACAGGCUCGAUGAGAAGACUGGUAUCAUUGACUACGCAAAGAUGUCGGAAUUGGCACAUCUGUACAGGCCCAAGGUCAUCGUUGCAGGUACAUCGGCAUACAGUCGGUUGAUCGAGUACGAGCGCAUGCGAAAGCUGGCAGACGACGUUGGCGCGUACCUUCUCUCUGAUAUGGCUCACAUCUCAGGUCUGGUUGCCGCCGGCGUCAUCCCCUCUCCAUUCCCCCACUCCGAUAUCGUCACAACUACAACACACAAGUCGCUUAGAGGCCCGCGAGGUGCCAUGAUCUUCUACCGCAAGGGUGUACGGAAGGUCGACAAGAAGGGCAACAAGGAGAUGUAUGAUUUGGAAGGCCCAAUCAACGCAUCUGUGUUCCCAGGCCACCAGGGAGGACCUCACAACCACACCAUCACUGCUUUGGCUGUAGCCCUGCAGCAAGCCUCAACCAAAGAGUUCAAGGACUACCAGCAACAGGUUUUGGACAACGCCAAGGCUCUUGCUCAGCGUCUUGGUGACUCCAAGGAGAACGGCGGUCUCGGCUACAACAUUGUUUCAGGCGGCACUGACAACCAUCUUGUCCUUGUCGACCUCAAGGACCGCGGCGUGGACGGCGCACGAGUCGAGCGUGUUCUGGAGCUCGUCGGCGUCGCAUCGAACAAGAACACUGUUCCUGGCGACAAGUCUGCCAUGAAGCCCGGUGGUAUUCGUCUUGGAACUCCCGCCAUGACAACUCGUGGCUUCCAGACCGAAGACUUCAAGCGUGUGGCCGACGUCGUGCACCGCGCAGUUGGUAUCACCCAAAAGUUGGACAAGGAUGCUAAGAAGAAGGCCGAAGACACUGGUCGCAAGAACCCCACUAGCGUGGCUGCAUUCAAGGAGUACGUUGGCGAGGGUGAGGACAUCACCGAGAUCAUCGAGCUCAAGAAGGAGGUUGAAGAUUGGGUAUCUACGUUCGCCCUGCCGUGGGACAAGGCACAAUGA
Molecule: messenger RNA, 1575 nt
Organism: Alternaria postmessia
Lineage: Eukaryota; Fungi; Ascomycota; Dothideomycetes; Pleosporales; Pleosporaceae
Gene: CBS2
Product: Cytochrome B translational activator protein cbs2
Exons: 5
Coding region: 1-1575 (524 amino acids)
Biological process (GO): folic acid metabolic process; tetrahydrofolate interconversion; L-serine catabolic process
Cellular component (GO): cytoplasm
Molecular function (GO): pyridoxal phosphate binding; zinc ion binding; cobalt ion binding
Source: RefSeq, a predicted model, not a curated record